UUGGAGGCCCGGGGGACGUCACGUGGUGCGGGUCGCUGACAGCGUCAACCCUCCGGAGCGGCGGGUGCGCACUUGGGUGACGCUGCAGGGCCGGCCCCUCUUCGGGGUCCCUUUUGUUGGACCAUCAAACAUAAGCACCUUUGGAGAUCCCGAGGGGGUUCACAUGAGAGUCGGCCAUCAUCUUGAGCUUGGAGAGACACCGAUCAGCAUGUCGAGGUCUUUCUACGUCGAUUCUUUAAUCAUCAAGGACUCGGUCCGACCGGGACCGGGACCCGGACCCAGACCCGCGGAGCACCCGGGCCAGGACUUCUUCAUCCCCCUCAGCAUGCCGGUGUGUCCGUCCCGGAAGACGGGCACCUUCUGCGUCUGCCCGCUGUGCGUCACGUCGCACCUGCACGCGUCCCGUGGCGGCAUUCCGGUGCUGAAGAGCCAGUUUCCGGGCGUGGAGGCGCAGUACUGCCACCGGAUAGCGCAUCACCAGCCACCUGCGCUCGCGCACCCGGGCCACACGUCUGUCUGCGCGCCCACGUUCAGCGUCACGGACCCGAGGAGAUACCACUGCCUCUCCAUCGGCGCCACCGACAGCAGCCACAUACAGAACGGCAAGAGGAUGCGCACGGCGUUCACGAGCACGCAGCUCCUGGAACUUGAGCGCGAGUUCUCCACGAACAUGUACCUCUCCAGACUCCGGAGGAUCGAGAUCGCCACGUACUUGAGCCUGUCGGAGAAGCAGGUGAAGAUCUGGUUCCAGAACCGCCGCGUGAAGCACAAGAAGGAGGGCAAGGCCACCCAGAGGAGCGCGCACAGCAGCGGCUGCAAGUGCACGAGCGGCCUCACGGACUACUCGAGGUCGGAGGACGAGGAGUCUCUGUCUCCGGCCUCCGCGUCGGAGGAGAAGGAGGUGUCCCCCAUCUGAGGGGGACCAGACCCCCGCUGGCACUUUCAUCCGGACCUCCGGGCCCCCAACAGAAGAAGAAGAAGAAACUUCCUGCAUGAAAUCUGAAGUGUUGCAAAUAUCCGUUUCAUGUUUAUCCCGUUUUUAAAAAUGUUAACCAGGAAUAAAAUGUGAAUAACUUUGUGGUGAAAUAUCGGGGCGGUGACCCUGUGUGUGCCGUAACAUGACCCCUUUCCGGGUCCCUCCAGACCCGGUGUAGCUCUACACCCCCGUGAGGGUUCGCCUCGUGAAGACUUUGUAAACUAUGUAAAAUGUGUAUUUAUUGUAAUAAACAUGACGAGUUGACC
Molecule: messenger RNA, 1242 nt
Organism: Pseudoliparis swirei
Lineage: Eukaryota; Metazoa; Chordata; Actinopteri; Perciformes; Liparidae
Gene: gsx2
Product: GS homeobox 2
Exons: 2
Coding region: 164-916 (250 amino acids)
Biological process (GO): regulation of DNA-templated transcription
Cellular component (GO): nucleus
Molecular function (GO): sequence-specific double-stranded DNA binding; DNA-binding transcription factor activity, RNA polymerase II-specific
Source: RefSeq, a predicted model, not a curated record